AUGCCGCUCGAAGAGAUCAAUCCCAAUGUACAAAGACGCGCCUCUCAGAAUGACAGCAAACCAGACAUUGUGGCUUCUACAACAUCCACAGCCUCAUUACGUUCGCUGUACGACCACCAAGAAUUCCUCGUUCCGGCUCCCGCUUGCAAUCAACCAGACCACGCUCUGGCUCCUUCGAUGCCUCCUUUGCCUCGCAGCUUCGACAUCAACGAUCUCCUCAUCGAAGGCAAUCUCAUCGCCGUCAUGGGCCGCGGCCAAUUCCAUCAUCUUCUGGUUUGUCUGGCCGUGAAACAAUACACUCAAACUCGGCAUCACAUCAUUCUGGGUUACGGUCGAAAAGAGCAGGUCAUCUUCAUCGUUCUCAAGGUCUUCAAGGGCUCGGUCAUGGGAAACAUGGACUAUACACACACCGAUCGCUCAUCACGCUCCGCAGCCAACGGGAUUUUCAAAGUAUGCAUUCCAAUUCGCCAAUGUUAA
Exophiala xenobiotica is the source of this 477-nucleotide messenger RNA. RefSeq lists its product as uncharacterized. The record is from RefSeq and is a predicted model, not a curated record. Lineage: Eukaryota; Fungi; Ascomycota; Eurotiomycetes; Chaetothyriales; Herpotrichiellaceae. The coding region runs from base 1 to 477 and encodes 158 amino acids. The transcript is spliced from 2 exons.